CGUAAAUACGUGGAAGAUGAACCAUACUUGUUACAAGAAGUACAUAUCAGAAAAAAAUAUAGUUAUUGUUGAGCCAGUGAAUGCAAAAACCGUUAUUGUGUCUUUAUUUUUUCGCAAAGGAUCUGAAGAUUUUGAUCUCAACUUGACUGAAGUUGCGCAAGAAAUGAAGAGAGAAAGAGUUUCUGUCUAUUUAUUAAGAGGUUGCAUCGUUAUGCAGGGAUGCUUUAUUGAGCCGAAGGAAUUUAGAAACAAUCAGAGCUCAUCUAAAGGAAUGGCAAAGAUUUUGAUACUCUCCACAGAACCCUUGACCCAGUCCCUAAAGGAUAACCCAGUGAAAGUCACUGACAAAACAAAAAUUAUUGUUCAGUCAGUCAGGAGGAAAUGUGAACUUGGAAACAAGAACAAUGAGAUCCUAGCAGGUCUUGAUGAUACAGUGAGAGAACUUCAAGAAGUGUUAAGCUAUCCUUUUCAGUAUCCAAAGUGCUUUAGUCAUUUAAGACUUGAGUGCCCCAAGGGAAUUUUACUGCAAGGAGCCCCAGGGGUUGGGAAGACUCACCUUGUUAAGAGUGUAACUUCACAGUGCAGUGCAAAGUUAAUAACACUGGAUGGCACACAUGUGUUUGGGCCACAUCCAGGAGAGAGUGAAGAAAAUUUGAGGAAAACUUUUGAGAUUGCAAGGAAUGCUUCACAGCGUGGUCCAUGUGUUUUAUUCAUUGAUGAACUUGAUGCUCUGUGUCCAAAGAGAGGAAGUAGUGGAAAUGAACAAGAGGAUAGAAUUGUUGCCCAGCUUCUUACUCUUCUUGAUGGUUUGGAAUCUCGAGGUCAACUCGUCAUCAUUGGAGCAACAAACAGACCAAAUGCUAUUGACCCUGCACUUCGAAGGCUGGGCAGACUUGAUAGAGAGGUUGUGAUUGGAGUGCCAAAUGCCAUGUAGAGAUUGUCUAUGCUAAAAGCUCACACCCAAUCCUUAAAAUUGUUAGAUGAGGUUGAUCUAGCACAUGUUGCUGAACUGAUGUUAGGUUAUGUUGGUGCUGAUAAAGCCUCUUUAUGCAGGGAAGCAGCAUUUGUGGCCUUGAAAAGAAUGAUAAAUCACAGCAACAAUGGGAACCCCUACAGUAUAAGUGUACAAGAAAUUUUGAAAGGCAAUGAAGGUAAUGUAAUUGAAUUCUGGAUCGGGGAGUGUGGAUUCAAGUCUUAGCUGUGGUCAUAGAAUUGUGUACUUUAGCAAAACACUUUUCUCUUGUAGUACAUCUCUUCAGCUAACUGAAUUGCUGAGUUAGUGGGCGGGGUGGGGGGUGGGAGUAAACUGUGCUCUUGAUUGGUUGAACAGUGAUUCCCAUAGUAUUACUGGUAAGGAAAUAAUUUGGUAACAGGUCCAGCUAGAAGUGUAGGAAUUAACAGAGAGUCGACUGUCUCCACAAUGGCCACAUUGGGGACAGAGGAAAGUGACCAUUGCGACCAUUAUGGACAGGUAGGCAUGUAAUAUGACUACACCUGUUUUUCUAGGGGCUGCAACAAAUAAGCGUUUGUAAAUCAAAAUGUAUCACUACAGCAGACACUAGACAGAAAAAGAGACUAACAACACAUAGAGAUCAAGUUUCAUGACCUUUUACAUUAAAAAGUGGGUUUUUGUAUUGACAGUUUUACUGGCCGUUGUCAAGAAGGUAUUUUGACCUUUUGGGCAAGUUUUAGUGUCUGUUGCAAUUGUGGAGUGGUGGUCGUUGUAGCGAGGUUAAAAUAAGAGUGAAUGCAUGGAUUGUCAGCUGGGACCAAAAAACGUGGCCCUUAUAAAGAGGUGGCCGUUAGUGGAGGUUCGACUGCAUUGUUAUAUUUUAAAAUGCAGUGGUAAAUGGUUAACUUUGUCAUCCAAAUCUGUUCCUGAUAGAUAACGUUGGUGAAAUAACCAUGGCAGAUUUCCAGCUAGCACUGUGCCAUAUUCUGCCAUCUAUGUACCGAGGUUUGGAAGGAAUGGUUGAAUGGAAUCCUGUGAGCUGGGAAGAUAUUGGGGGACUACAAAAUGUGAAACAAGCUCUGAAGCAGGUGGGGAAGGAUACGUCACUGGCUUGUGCGUUUUGCACACUUUCCAAAAAGCCUGCAACAAGAAUUUUUUAAUUUCAUUACAUGGUCAAGCAGAAAAAAAGAAAAUUAAACAGCAUAGAAAUAUCGCCUUGACGUACACAAAUAGUAAUACAAUUUAUACCACGAAGUGUGCAAGGAGAUGUAAUAGUUUGAGAUCGACACGCAAGGGUUAAAGAUAAUUUGUAACAUCUCUUGAUAGUGUACAAUUAGCUGGCCUGUGUACA
Orbicella faveolata is the source of this 2303-nucleotide messenger RNA. Its product is annotated as ATPase family gene 2 protein homolog B-like. The record is from RefSeq and is a predicted model, not a curated record. NCBI's taxonomy places the organism in Eukaryota, Metazoa, Cnidaria, Anthozoa, Scleractinia, Merulinidae.